UUACUAUUCAUUCUUAUGGUUAUAUUCCUUUUCAAUACGAGUAGUUCCUAGAGUAACAGCUCCCCAAAUCUUCCCCCGGGACCCAGGACCUUACCCAUUUUGGGAAAUCUGCACAUAAUGGAUUUGAAGAGGCCUUAUAAAGCAAUGCUAAAGUUGUCAAAAGAAUAUGGCCCUGUUUUCCGCAUCAAACUGGGAUGCCAGGAAAUGGUGGUGCUGACUGGCUAUGAGAUGGUCAAAGAGGCUCUAGUGGACCAGGCUGAUGCAUUUGCAGAGAGGCCCUUCAUCCCCAUUUUUGAGGACUUUGCAAAGGGCUUUGGUGUUGUUUUUGCUCAUGGUGAUAACUGGAAAGUGAUGCGACGGUUUACAAAAUCCUCAUUAUGGGACUAUGGAAUGGGCAGGAGGAUUGUUAAGGACAAAAUCACCGAAGAGUGCAGUGACUUGACAAAAAAAAAUGAGACUUAUGAAGAAAUGUAA
Candoia aspera is the source of this 474-nucleotide messenger RNA. RefSeq names its product cytochrome P450 2K6-like. Gene Ontology annotation, biological process: xenobiotic metabolic process. Gene Ontology annotation, cellular component: intracellular membrane-bounded organelle; cytoplasm. Gene Ontology annotation, molecular function: heme binding; iron ion binding; oxidoreductase activity, acting on paired donors, with incorporation or reduction of molecular oxygen, reduced flavin or flavoprotein as one donor, and incorporation of one atom of oxygen. The record is from RefSeq and is a predicted model, not a curated record. The coding region runs from base 118 to 474 and encodes 118 amino acids. The transcript has 4 exons. NCBI's taxonomy places the organism in Eukaryota, Metazoa, Chordata, Lepidosauria, Squamata, Candoiidae.